AUGGCUGAUUCAACCGACAACUCUGCUGAAACUAGUCAACGUAAUAAAAAAAGUGUUAGAGGUCCCACUAUGUUGAAAGCAAUUGAAAACGUUCGUAAAACGGGUAUAAAGAUCCCUCUCCAGUUUGAUCUAGAAACUGGAGAGUGUUAUGGUAACAAUGCCUCCCAUUUUAAGAGUUACGUAGCACUUCUUACUCGAGAAAGAUGCAGUAUUGCGAAAGAGUUGUGGAAACAUAUACCUGAAGGAGUAAAAAAUGCUAUGUGGACAGAUAUUAAGGAAGAGUUUGUGAAGUAUCGACAGACCUCUGAUUUUAAGGAAAAAAGUCAAAAGGGUAGGGAGAAUCAUGCAAAGAAUGUUUACCCACAUGUAUUAUCCCGUGGAGGGUAUAAGAGGCUCGAGGAGCAGAUGAUCAAUGAAAAGAGAUUGUCCUUAUCAAAAGAUAGUUCUGGCUUAACUGAUGAUGAUCGUCAUCCAUCUCCACCGGAACGCUAUGAGACAUGGACGAGAGCACGACAAAAGAAAGGGGGAGAAUUCACAUCCGAGCCUGUAAAAAAAGUUGCUGAGAAAAUUGAGAAAAUUGUUGAAGACUCAAAAAAGGGUGACUUUGUUCCAACGAGACGUCACGAUGUCCUAACAGAAGCCAUUGGAACACCUGAGCAUGGUGGUAGUGUUCGUGGUGUUGGAAAAAAACAUAACAUUACCACUUACUGGGGAAGAUCAAAGGUUUCACGUCAAAGUCAAGGUAUAGAUGUCAAAGAGCAACUAGCAGCAUUUAAAGCAGAUUUGGAAGCUAAGUUUGAGGAAAAGUUGGCGCAAGAGCGUAAGAUGAUGCAAGAUUCUCUUAUGGAGACACUAAAGUCCAUGGGUUUAUCCCAAACCUCUGAUACAAAUAAUAGAGUCAUGGUACCUGAAGCGCAAACUGAACAACUUGUUGUCACCGGAAGCGCAAAAGGGAGUUGUUCUCCUGCACCGGUCAAGAUGCAAAAUGAACUCAAGGAGGUUGUUGUCACUGAAAGCGCAAAAGGAAGUCGUUCUCCUGCACCGGUAGCAGAGGCAGCAGAGGCUCAAGAUAACAUGGACGAUGUUCAGAAAUUGUUAAUGAUGGUUCUGAAAAGGGGUGAUGAUCAUUUGGAUGUAGAAUUAAGUCAUUGUUCAAUGUGUACUAAUUUUCUCAUGUCUUGCAAGUGUAUAAGAGAGUUGUUGGUGGGUUUUAUUUGGCUCGACAUGAGUACUCUAAGUGUUUGGUGCUCGUACAUUCAUAGUUUAUGCAUUGAAAACAACACCACAAAUGUAUAUGGAAUUUUGGAACCAACUUUUCUGAACAUUGUUGGUGAUGCUGGGAAAAAAAGUGAUCAGAGAAUAUCUCAAAGUAAAUGCAAGAAAUACAUCCAGCAUAAGUUACAAAAUGAAAAGAAAGAGUGUCAAUUAUUACCAUUUAACCAUGGAGGACAUUGGCAGUUGAUAGUACUUUGUCCAAAGAUAAAUACCGUGGUUGUUAUUUGUUCACUACAUUGGAAACUUAAUCCAAUAAUGGAGAAAAUUGUUUCAAGUGUUUUUACGGUUGAUCAAAUGGCGAAUGGCAAUAGAAAGAACAAUACCGUAUGGCUUUAUCCACAAGCGAGGAAACAAUAUAAUUCAAAUGACUGUGGAUACUAUGUAAUGAAAAAUAUGUUGGACAUUGUCACUGCUAAGAUAACUGAUUCUUGGAUGGAGGUAUUUAAUGACCCAAAAGAGUUAACAGCUGAGGAGAUGUAUGAAUUGCGAUUACGUUGGUCAACAUAUUUUUUGGAGUUAUUGGAGGGUUAAGAUUUAUCUGGGUGAUGAAUUGGUUAUUAGCUUUAGUUUGAGUCUUGGAAGCAGAUCAGGUGAUGGAAUUGGUAUUUUGGCUCGGAUGUGCAUUCUCACUGUUUUGGACUGUUUAUUUUGGACUAUUUUAGGAUGGUUUUAUGAAGGAAUUGGUAUUAGAAUUGGUAUUUUUGUGAUGGAAUUGGUAUUUUAUGAAGGAUUGGUAUUUUAGAAUUGGUAUUUUAGGAAUUGGUAUUUUAGGAUUGGUAUUUUAGGAAUUGGUAUUUUAGGACUGUUUAUCAGGUGAUGGAAUUUUAUGAUGCUGUUGCUGAGAAGCAUAGUUUAACUGCACAUGAAUUGUUUGAUGGAAAUGAUCUUGCUACUUUCUUAUCUAAUUUGCAUCAAGAUGUUGGAAAUUUAAAGGCAAUUGUUGUGUGGUUAUUGGUUGCUAGUGCAACUGAUUUUUAACAUAU
Molecule: messenger RNA, 2258 nt
Organism: Trifolium pratense (red clover)
Lineage: Eukaryota; Viridiplantae; Streptophyta; Magnoliopsida; Fabales; Fabaceae
Exons: 10
Coding region: 1-1806 (601 amino acids)
Biological process (GO): proteolysis
Molecular function (GO): cysteine-type peptidase activity
Source: RefSeq, a predicted model, not a curated record